AUGAAAUAUUUUAUUUUCCUUUCAAUCGGUCUGAUAGCAGCAGCAUCAGCUCAAAGAGAAGCACAAUUACCUCAGCCAGAAAUACCUCCAUUUUUGUCCGGUGCACCCAGCCAUGUUGUGAAGCAAUUUUUUGAUCUACUCAAAGCUGAUGAAUCAAAAACUGACCCGCAGACUGAAGCAGAUAUCGAAGCAUUCAUUCGCAGACUUGGUGGCGAUUACCAAACUCGAUUUGAGCAAUUCAAGCAAGAGAUAAAGAAAGAAAAAGCUCAGUAUGAGAAAAUCCAUCAAGCAGCAUUAUUAAAAUUUUCACCAGCAGCAAGAGAAGCUGAUGCCAAGAUGUCUGCUAUUGCCGACAGUACGCAACUGACCAAUCACCAGAAAACGGAACAGAUCAAAGCAAUUAUGGAUUCAUUAAGCGAAGCUGUUCGAAAGGAAAUCUUGGAAGGAUUUAAUUCACAAUAA
This is a messenger RNA of Brugia malayi, 462 nucleotides long. RefSeq lists its product as uncharacterized. NCBI's taxonomy places the organism in Eukaryota, Metazoa, Nematoda, Chromadorea, Rhabditida, Onchocercidae. The record is from RefSeq and is a predicted model, not a curated record. The transcript is spliced from 3 exons. Bases 1 to 462 code for a protein of 153 amino acids.